This is a messenger RNA of Cuscuta epithymum, 5823 nucleotides long. Lineage: Eukaryota; Viridiplantae; Streptophyta; Magnoliopsida; Solanales; Convolvulaceae. The record is from the annotation of a GenBank genome assembly.
AGAAACCCAAAAUUCAUUAAAAAUAAACAAAUGCGUGGAAUUGUGGAUGAGUAGAAGUGGGUUUGCUUCGAUGCCAUUUUGUUUUAAUUGCCGGUAGACUAUGUCGCCGGCAAUCCAUUAUACGUGACCCAGUUCAGAUAUGCUUCCGUUGAAGACAAUCAUCGUGGAUGCGUGUAUUUAUAUUUUUUCACAGAUACCUUAGCACUUUGAUCAACUGCUCGUUUCUCACAAAUUUUACGACUUUCCAAAAAUUCAAACAACAUCUUAGCCCCUUCGUAACAGUGUUGUUCUCCUCCUCCAUCCAGUUUAACGAGCAGAAGUUUCUGCCUUAUUUCAACGAUGGUUAAUAGCUAUCAAGGGUAAUUUAGAUAUUUCAAAGAUUUAGUGGUUGUACCAAGCAAUUUGGGGGCUGUGAAUAGAAUUAUCCAUACUGAUGUUCGUGCUCAUUCUUAGGCUUUUAACGUUCAUUCAAAAGAAGACGAAUGUAGAGAUAGAUGUAUAAUAUUUUUGGCGAAUGCUUCGCAUGCAGCGUCAGAAGUUUUGACUAUUUUUCAAGAAGCUCCAACUUGGAUGACACGCCCUUUCUGGGAGGAUGCAAAUGGAGUAACUAUUUUUGUCCUUUUCCUUUCCGAUGUAUCAAAAAAAAGAGAUAGAUGUAUAAUAUAGGCUUCCGUCAACUCUUAACUUGUCGUCCUCAGUUUAUAAAAUUCCCUUAAUCCCCCCAAUCGCUCGAAGUUGCUCCCUGUUCAUCAAACAUGGCUGCCGAUGGCCCAUGUUUUGACUUGCCGGAAGAAUGCUGGGAUCUGAUAUUUAGGCAUCUCAAUCGCGGCUGGGACCUUGAAUCCCUCUCUUUGGUUUGCAAGCGUUUCUAUACUCUCUCAAACGCUCUCCUGAUCCGAUUAUCGGUGACCGGUCCGAUCAGCAGUGGUACCUUUUCUAAACUCCUAUGCCGUUUCCCCAACCUCGUUUCCCUUAACCUCAGUAAAUGUAAAGGUGAUCUCCGUCCGCUAUUCUCUGAAAUCGAGCGUUUUGCCUCGCUAAUAAACCUUAAAGAACUUGAUAUAUCUAGGCAUCAAAUAGAAUUUGAUCUGUCGAACUAUUCCGGAUUAGUUUUUAAAAAUUUGAAGGUUUUGAAGUGCCGCCGUGUGCCUGUUAUGGGCGACUCUCAUUUGUUUGCUAUAGCUUGUUCUUUUCCUUGUUUAGAAGAGUUAGAUAUUAGUGAUCCAAACAUGGUCUUUCGAUCUGAGAGACAGACCGCAUCUCAACAUAUUGUGACAGAUAAAGGAAUUGAGGCUUUAUCUUCUAGUUUGCUUAAUUUGCGGAAAAUCAGUAUUUCUGGGAAUCAUUUCAUCACUGAUAGCUCCAUUGCAUCCCUAGUUGAUCGUUUGAACCUUGAAAGCAUUGAAAUUUUGGAUUGCCCUUUGAUCACUGCAAAUGCGAUUCUCUCCAUGAUGAGGAAAAGUAUAAGUUUGUGUUCGGUUUCUGCUAGCUGCAUUGUUUUUCCAAGAACCCACUCAUUAGUCUAUCAAAGUUAUUGUCGAACAUUACAUGUGAUUGAUCUAGGAAGCUCAAUAGUCCCAGAUGCUUUUCUAUGUUCGUUAGCUCAUCUUCCAUUAGUUAGGCUGUCUCUUGUGAAUUGUACGACCUUCACAUUGCAAGGGCUUUCAUUCCUUGUUCGUGCGAGUCCAUUACUUCAGUACUUUGCUCUCGGGGAUUCUGAUUUACUCACUGAUAAGGAUAUGGAGAUCUUGUCCGUGUACCUACACAGUCUAGUCACUAUCAAGUUAAAUUCUUGUAGUGGAUUGACAAUCUCAACAAUCUCUGCUCUUGUAAGAAAUUGCCAUUUACUAGAAGAGAUUCACAUGGAGAACGCUGGAUUGGGAAGAAAUGACAUCACACUCCAUUGCUCCAAAAGCUCGAGUCUCAAGACUCUCAAAUUGGGAUGGAAUGAUGAUAUCACUAACGAAUGCCUUUUAAAAAUUGCUUGCAUAUGCCCGAAGCUAGAGGAACUUGAUGUUUCCGCUUGCGCGGGUAUAUCUGAAGAAGGGAUUGCUAAUGCUCUCCAUAUUUGUCCUGAUAUCAAAAGCUUAGGAAUUGAUUUCUGUUCAGGGAUCCAAAGUAUUGGUUAUGGAUGUGAGUUACCAAAACUAGAGGUUCUAAGUGCCGCUUACUCUGCAGUCAGUAACAAAGGUCUUCAAAUGGUGGGGAUCAGAUGCUCUGGGCUCCAAAAAUUGGUUCUUCAGGGCUGCUUAGAAGUUACGAGUUCUGGAGUGGAGGACUUAGGGAAAACGUGUAGAAGAUUGCGCGAAAUUGAUUUGGGCAGGUGUGACUAUGUUGAUGUCAGAGCUGUUGAACGGAUUAUCUUGUCUUGCCAGACACUUAGAAGAGUAACAUCUCCUUCUGACCUGUCUGAAAAGUUGAAAAGGAUCUUCUUGCAGCAUGGAUGUCUCAUUCGUGAUUUGUUGCUGUAGUUGCAAUGUUUUGCUUUUGUUUGGUUCGUUUGUUUAUUAUGGUUCUGUUUUUUUAUGGGGGGGGGUCCUAAGCUUGUAGGUAUCCCAAUGUGAUGAUGUUGGCAAUAAGAAAGUGAUAUAGAGUAUGUGAUUAUUGUUCUGGUUUUUAGAUUACACAUUAACAUUUUAUCUAAAGACUCACUAUAUUUUGGCUUGGAUUUAUGAUGGAAUAAAGUAAAAUAUUUAACUAAAUUGUUUGCGUUUCUUUAUUAUGAACAACAGUCGGUCUCUGCAAUUUUUGACGUGACUUUCACUCGAGUUAUUGUGCACAUCUGACUCUCCCAUACUUUACGCUCAUGACUUGGAAAAACUCUGGGGAUUUUAGGAACUCGCAAGGCCAAAAAAGGCAGAAGGCAGUUCAUGUGGGAUUGUGAUCUUCUGCCGCACGGCAGAGUGCCUUGCCGUAGGUGGAUCGUCCGAUGAGGAAGAUGAAGCUUUGAGAUGUGAGCCGCGAGAUCUCUGGUCGUUUGAAGAUUUGAUCUGACGACUCCAAAUGGUCGGGCACCAUGCCUUGCUCUUAAGCAAGACAAAGACUCCGGAUCUGUUCAUGUGAAGGCCGUUGAGUAAGCUUGGAAUUGGUUGUACUGUGUGGGGUUAGGUUAGUUGUAAUCAGGGGUCCAAAGGGGGAGUUUGGAACGAUUGCAUGGUUAAGGGCUGGUUUGCAAUCACUUUAAAAAAACACUUCUCAGCUUUUGGCUUUAAAAAACACUUCUUUUACCAAACACUACAACUUUUAUUUUUCUCGGCUUUCGUGUCAAAAGUGCUUUUACUUUUUCUAUUACACAAAAAGCACUUAUUUUACCAAACACUGUCAACUUUUACUUUUCAAAAUCACUUUUUUCUCAAACACUAUCAACUUUUAUUUAAGCAGUGUUUGCGGUUGCUUAAAAAAGCGCUUUUCAGCUUUUGGCUUAAAAAAAGCUAAAAAGAGUGUUUUCAAAUGACAGCUUCUGCUUAAUUUAUUUAAUCACUUAAAAGCUAAAAACUGGAACCAGGUGGAAGGGUGCUUUAAACUGCUUUUCACUUUUUCUAUUACACAAAAAGUACUUAUUUUACCAAACAUUACCAAUUUUUACUUUUUCAGAAUCACUUUUUUCUCAAACACUACCAACUUUUACUAUUAAUCACUUUUCCCAAAAUCACUUUAAAAAAUCACUUUUUUUAAAGUUGAAGCAAUUGCAAACACUUCCUUAAUCACUUCUCUCCAUUUCAUUAAAAAAACACUUUUUUAAAGUAGAAGCUGUUGCAAACAAAUCCUAACUGUAGUCAUGAUCUCAUGGACAGGGUUUGGUUCCAAGUCCUGGAUUAGCCAGUCCUAAAAAAUUUGCAAGGUUUGUGAAUCGGACUUGUAUUUCCGAUGGUGGUUCACCCACCGUCCCGGUUUAUUUAUUUAUUUAUUUAUUUAUUUAUUUAUUUAUUUAUUUAUUUAUUUAUUUAUUUAUUUAUUUAUUUAUUUAUUUAUUUAUUUAUUUAUUUAUUUGUAUAUAUCUUUAAUAAACCAUCCAUCUGUCCAUCCCCUCAACACCCUCUCCCCACUAGGGCUGGAUUCGGGCCGGGUCGGGUCCGGGCCUAAACCCGGGCGGGCCGCCAGUUCUGAAUAGUUAGGCCCGGGACCGGCCCGGGAAGCUACCGGGUCGGGUUCGGGCCGGGCCGGGCCGGGCCUCGGGUUUUUUUUUUUUUUUUGCUUUCCUAAGUAUCCCUGACCCCCCCCCCCUCAUCCCCCACCCCCCAAACCCCUCCUAAACAUCAAGCCCAACCCGGGUGGAACCCAAAAAAAUGAAGGAAAAAAAAUCAAUUUGGCCCGAACCGGGCCGGGCCUCCUUUUCCCUGACCCGAGUCUGCCCCGCUUUUCCUAGCUAACGGCCUUUAGACCGGUUUGGGGCCCGCAGCACCGGACCGGUCCCGCACAGUAGCUGGCCGGGCCAGGCCCGUUCCCGGGCCGGGUGGCCCGAACCGAAUCCAGGACCACUCCCCACCCUCUAUAUCCACCUUUUUUGAGCUUUUAAAUGGACCACCCGUCCUUUUAAUACAAAGAAGGGGUCGGCAUCAUGCUAGGACCAGUCGGUCCUGAUCCCAAAAGGCGAGGCUUAGUAGUGGUGCUAAAACUGGUUUGUCUCGACUCGAUCAUGGGACUGGGACCUUGUCCUCCAAUUGUUGACUGCGAAUGAAUGUUGAUGUCAGUGGCUCUACACUGGAAAGGCACUUUGGACCGCUACUGGUGGUUAUGUGUGUUUAAGUUGCACAUUCAGUACUUUUAUUGUUUGGAUUUUUGCUUGUUUUUGUUAGGCAUGUUGAACUAUUGUGUUGGCUGAUUUUUGCCCUUUUGAACUAAUGGUUCAAAGGAGGGGAGGAAAGGGGAGGAUCAAGGAGGGAAGAGAAGGGAAGGGGGGAUGGAUUUUGAUAAAAAUUUGUGUUUGGUUGGAGGGUAUAAGAGGAAAAGAUUAGGAUGUUUUUACUUGGACUGUAAUUUGCUGGUCUGGUUUGUUUGUAUUUUGCAACUAUCCAAGUCUUGUUUAAUCUGGUCUGAGACGAAUAAAAACAUCCAUAGUGAAAAUAUUGUCUCAAUUUACCUUUAUUUGAUAACUUACUUAAAAAAUAGAUACAUCUCUAACUAUUGUAAAUAUUACUCCUUAGUUCAUGAGUCAUAAUAUUUUUUUUAUUGAUUUUUUACCUUUUUUUUAUUUUUUAAUCUUUUAAUAUUUUAAUUUUUAAAUUUUUAAUUUUUUUAAUUAUUUUACUUUUUUUAUAUUUUAACGUUUUUGCCACUCCCUGUAGGAGAUGGAACGUUUGUGAUUAUUAACAAGUUUCCUCCGAAAUAUCCCAAUUUGGGGGGUUUAGAAUGGAAGAAAGUGGGAGAUUUUGGAAGUCUUCCACUUUCCUCCCCUUCCCUCCUAUUUCCAUUUUCCUUCAAUCAAAUACACACAAAUCACUCACUUCCCUCACUAUUCCUCCAAAAUCCUCCAACCAAGCAGGGCCUAAUGGUAUUGGUGUGUGAGACUAGAGAAAAUGAGGGGCUUGGCCGGAGUCUUAAUUUUGGUGUCAGGUGCUCUAUGCAGUGAAGCUGUGAAUCGUUCCGCUGACUGGAUUUAUGCCUGUUUUAUGUUAGUUACGAUUCAAUUUAAGAUUCAUUGUUAGAUAUGAAUAUAUGAUUGACUUGCCAUCACAAGAUUUAUUCCUAUUUGUGGUCACAAAUGCAUUUUGUUCUGUAUUAUUUUGCCUAAUUGUUGAGAUGCCACUAUGUCAGUAGUAGCUAUGAGCUUUCAGAACAUACAACUGUACAACUCUCGAUCACACAUUGAUGGGUAUCAUUGCG